Messenger RNA from Verticillium dahliae VdLs.17, 177 nucleotides. RefSeq lists its product as uncharacterized. The transcript has a single exon. Bases 1 to 177 code for a protein of 58 amino acids. The record is from RefSeq and is a predicted model, not a curated record. Lineage: Eukaryota; Fungi; Ascomycota; Sordariomycetes; Glomerellales; Plectosphaerellaceae.
AUGACCCGAAAGUUGCUGCAAACUCUCUGCAAUGGCGACAAGCUCCACAUGCGUCAGACGAAUGAUGGUAGCAUCCGGGCUGGGGACUACUUCUCAGGUGGCAAUGUGGGUGAGGCUCCUCGAAAAACGGCAGGGGAGUUGUUCGCCAGGCUCAAUGUUAGCCAAAAAUGGAAAUGA